AUGGACGUGUGCGCGGCUCCCCCCCCGUACUCUCUAGGGUCGGGCGUCGCGGCUCUCGGCCACGACGCCUGCACGGUGGCCAUGCGGACGUUCGGCCUCCUCUCGGCCUCCCUGUUCGAGGUCGUCGGGAACUCGCCGGCCAUGGCCGUGCGCGUGGCGGCCGUGCGGGCCGGAGAGACCGGCAACAACGCAAGCGACUCCGGAGCCGCCGCCGGCCCGGAGUCGUCGGCAGCGGCAGCGGCGGCGGCGGCGCUGGCCGAGUUCGAGGUACCCCACAGCGAGCACCUCGGGGACGGCACUGUGGGGGUCGCAGCCCAAUCGGCGAGGCCCGUCUGCAUCGAGGUAGUCUGCCCUACGGCUGAGCGGCGGGGCUUUAACGGUGGGCGCGAGGGGACGGCGGCAGUGGCAAGCUCGCCCGACCCGUGCGGGGCGUCAUCGACGGUCCUGUGCAUUCCGGUCAUGCUGCAGGCGGCGCCGCUGCCGAAAGUGGCCACGACGCCAGCGACGGGGUUCGUGGGCGCUCCUCCGCCGGCGCUGGGUGGAUCGACGAUUCCCGGCGUAGAAGUCGUAGGGGUCUUGCGAGCAGCGCGUUCCGGCACCGGGUCUUUCGCGGGCGACGACGCUCGUGCCCUGUCGGCGUUCUCCGGGCAGCUGGCGCUCGCGAUGGUGGCGGAGCGGGCGGUGGCGGAGAGCCGCGCGGGGGCGGUCGCAAAGGCCUCCAGGGAGGCACGGUCGCUCCGCCGCCAGGCCUGCCGAAAGGUGGCCACGCUGUUCACGGAGAGGGCGGUGGCCGGGGCCCUCCUUCGCCACACGAGGGUCCCCGGGGGGGUAACCACGACCAAAGUCGCUCCUUCUUCGGGUGGGGCGGCGGCGGCGGCGGUGGACGGGCGGCGGAGGGGCGGGGACGACAAGGAGGAGUUGUGGAGAAGCGUUGCCGGGAUUGCGGCGAGGGCGCUGGGGUGUGAGCGGGUCGACCUCCUCCGCGUGACGUCAUUUUCCGACGGUGGCGGCGGCGGCACCGCACCGGCAGACCUCCUGUCGUCGCGCCGUCCCCCCUCGCGCUCGUUCAGGAGGCGUUCUAGGGAAGCACUGCUGGCGGCGCGGGCUUCUUCUUCUGCUGCUGCUUCUGUGGCCAGUAUGAGCGGUGAAGGCCGGGGUGGUGGGAGUGAGGGGCCGGACGCGGCUAUAGGGAGCUGGCUGUGUGUCCCUGUGUUGAGCCUCCCGUCGUCGCGGGCGGAGGACGGUGGUGACGGGGCGGUGACGGUGUGCUGCGCGGUGAACAAGAAGAACGGUCGAAGCUUCGGUGACGUGGACGAGGCCAUGCUCGGCACGAUCGCGGCCUUGUACGCCGUUGCCGCCUCAUGGCUACCGCCACCAUCGCUACCGCCGACUGCGGAAAGCUCGGACCACAACAACAACCACGACGACGAUGAGCAAACCGGCACGAGUCCCGCCGCCUUUCCCGGCUGGCCAGAAGCAACGGCGACGGUGGAACCCACGCCACGUGCAGCGAUGCGAGAGCUCCGACAACCCGACGGGUCUUCCUCGCCAUCGCUGGCAGCACCACCAUUACCAGCACAAGCACAACCAGCCGCAGCAGCACCAGCAGUCGGACCACAGCAAGAGUGGUCUCGACGCUUCGGCUCUUCCAGGCCGGAGCCGCGGCUGCUGGACGAAGACAACGGCGACCGAGAUAGCCGGCGGUCACCGACGGCUUUUGGCGGAGAGCAGCAGCAGCAGCCCCCUCCUCCGGAGGACGCUUUUUCUGGAGAAGGACGCCGAGAUGAAGCAGGAGACAAGAGGAGAAGCGGCAGCGGCGGCGGUGGUAGCGGCGACGGGAAGAUCGUGAGCAGUAACAGCGGGAACGAGGCGUCUCUGGCGAUCCACCGCGCAGCGGAGGCGAACGUCGAGCUCCGGGAGCGCGCGGAGCGCGCGGAGAGGAUGCUGGCGACGACGAGGACGAAGCGCGGGGAUGACUCCGGCUGGAGGGGCGGCGGGCGUCCUCGCGGCCGGGGGAGGACGGAAGCCAGGAAAGAGGGGGCGCCGGGGUGGCGGCAGCGAACCUCACCACCCCCAAGGAGCAACGUGCCCGCGUCUUCCUCCGACACGUGGGAGGGAGAGAGUCACUACCACAGCGACGAUACCGGGGAUCGGCGGCAGCUGGUUCGGGAUGAGGAGGCGCAGUCGCCGGAGGUGGCCGGAAGACAGCAGGGCGAUCGGCAGCGGCGGCGACGAAGGAGGCACUCUUCGAGCGCGGCGGGAACCUCCAGCAGGGUCAAGUGGCACGGGACACAGGAGGAGGAAGGAGGAGGAGUUGGCUUUGGAACGAGGCGGUCGCGAGUACGGCGGCGGCAGCAGCAGCAGCAACUGCGCGCGAGCGACGUGGCGCGAAUGCGACAGGUAGUAGAGCGGCUCAGGGUCGCCACCUACGAGCUGGAGGCGGAACGUGCUGGCCGGGCGGAUGCACCGGCUAGGGCAGGAGAAGGGGCCGAAGCCUCGCUGCCUCCUCCUGCUAAGCGCAGCAGCGGCGUCGUUCAUGAACGUGGUGUCACCCAGCAGCCGCCCCCGACGAUGCCGCCAAACGUAGCGGGUAGAGACGGAGGAAUACCGAUGGCGGCGGCGGCGGCGGCUGCGGAGAGGGAGCAGGAGGCUGCCGCCCUCGUGCGAGAAAACGCGAAUCUUCGGCGGAGACUGUUCGGGCUGGUGAUGUUGGAGGAGCUCGAGGGGAGAGCCGUGAGGGAAGGCUUGCUGCCGUUGACGGGAGGCGGGGGGGUUGCCGAGGACAUGUUUCCGUCCGAUAAAUAG
Messenger RNA from Ectocarpus siliculosus, 2805 nucleotides. Lineage: Eukaryota; Phaeophyceae; Ectocarpales; Ectocarpaceae. The record is from the annotation of a GenBank genome assembly.